ACAAAACGGCUGGCAGUGAUUUCUCUACACGCACUCGGCCCACUUGCGCAUAAAGCACGAUUUUUAAUCUGUUAUAGCUACCAGAAUGGACUUAAACAAUGUUAGGCGCGUAUCCUCUGCAGGCUACCGGUUACGGGAACAAGCCAACGGUAACGGGACCAGGCCGAUAUCAAGCCAGCCACCGGCGGACAGGACGCGCUACGCUAAAGGAGACGCGGUUACCGUAGAGCUGAAUCCAGACAGGCGUGAUCCCGUUAAACAGGACCAGGUGCGGAAAGAGAUGGUAUGGAGUGAGAGGAGAGGAGUGCGGGAAUGGGAGAAGAACUGGAACUUCCUCAGGAACUAUGAUCAAAUGGGGCAGCCGAAGUCAGAGGAGCCUUUACCCACCCAUGUGUCGCUCUUCUCUAAUGACGUCCCCAACACCACCAACCAGAUGUUUGGCAGCAGACUGUCCACUCCACUGGGGAGUGAACUGGUCAGACUGGACAGGCUCUUAUUCUGGUCUGGAGGCCAUCACAAGCGCAAGCAGGACCAAGAGAUGCUGCCCUGCUAGGCCGCUGUGAAGACGAGUCACUUGUCAUCCGGACCUCUGCGUAUCAGGUCUUUCUUCUUUUCUUUUUUACCCUGGACUCUACAAAGCUGGGACUGCACUGUCCUUAUAUGGAGCUUAGAUGGGUUUGACAUGGUGUGGCACUCACCAUAGCUCAGCCUAGAGUUUAGAGUUAGUAAUUAUUAAGUAAAAUACAGACAUCUACUUUCGAAGCCAUAUCAGGGAGGGAGUCAGGACUAAUAAGAACAUGUUUGCUGUCCUACAUCUGCUAGUUUCCCAGAUAUGCAAUCAUUUAUUGAUUAUAUUGAACUUUAUGUCCAGCAUUGUACUCAUUUAGUCAUAGAUGAAGAUAGAUCUGAGUAUCGUUGACCGUGGCAAAAACAUUUUUUGUACAUAUGCAAAAAGUACAAAAGUGGACGUUGAAGAAAUUUGGUCACCAAUAAAGACAGGUGAGAAGGGAUGACACCAGUAGAUCAGAUUCACGUCAUCCGAGCUCCAUCGGGUGUUUAAUCAGAUAGCCUGCUUGAUAAUCUAACAAGAUACCUGAUCAAAUUUGGAUGAGUGAAAGGUUGUAUCACCACUACACAUUUCUGCACACUCAAAUAGCGCUACGGCAACAAACAACAAACUAACUAGCAUACAGUUUAAAUCUGAGAAUAAUACUUGCUGAUGCUAUUAGAAUCUUAUUUUGGUGUUAAAUUGUGUUAAAAAUUUUUCUUCAUUUUAAAAUGCCUAAAAUUGCUGUUACAUUUAUUACAUGUUUUGCCAGGACCUCUAAGCCAUUGUUCCAUGGUGGAGACAUGGAAUUACAGUCAUUUUCAUUUGUGUGAUCCUCACAAUAAUAUAGCUUACACUCAUCUGCACUUUAUGUGAGCGGCAGCAUAUCUCAGGUUGUUGUUGCUGUUGCAGCUGCUUCAAAAUGCCAUUCCGUAUAUCGUUAUGUUGUUAUAAACCACUGCCCCUUUUGUCUGAAUUUGAAGGAAAAAAUGUUGAUCCCCGUUGAAUUUGAAAAAACUUGUACGAUCUGGAUCGAAGUCAAUGUCUCAUUUCAAUAAAGAUUUUU
This is a messenger RNA of Perca fluviatilis (European perch), 1613 nucleotides long. It is a transcript of the gene cimip5, whose product is annotated as chromosome 20 C2orf50 homolog. Bases 86 to 553 code for a protein of 155 amino acids. The transcript has 3 exons. The record is from RefSeq and is a predicted model, not a curated record. NCBI's taxonomy places the organism in Eukaryota, Metazoa, Chordata, Actinopteri, Perciformes, Percidae.